AACUACAUGGCUAAAGUCCCUUGGCACUAUCAAUCGUGGUACAUCGCCAAACCUCCGCAUUUAAGUGGACUCUAUGCAUAUACGAAAAUGGUGCUAAAUAUUCUUGAAGAAAAAGAAAUAGUUACCAUAGACGAGAUAUUUGAAAUAGUAAAUAAGGAAAUAAAUGGAAUGGAUGGUAAAGUCCAAGAGAUAUUACAUACCAGAAAAAACGUCUAUAGAAGACUGGGUGAUGUGCUAAAUAGUUUUGAUGCAAAUCGGAUGAUAUCAAGAGAUGGGAGAAUUGUUAAAUGGUUAGGCUAUCCAAACUAUGAAGAAGAGGAAGCGGAAGAGAAGCUUAAGGACGAGAAACAAAACCUUGAAAAAGGCAUUCAAGAAAAGACGAAAAAUCUGGAAAAACUUACUCAUCAGAGAAUGUGUUUCAAGAACCUACUUCGCCUGAAACGGGAUAGUGUGAAGGAACUAGAACAAGGCAUCAUCAAUCUGCCCUUCAUUGCCAUUAGAACAGAUAAGAAUACCAGCGUGGAAUGCAAUGUUUCUUCUGAUGAGCUUCAAUAUCUCUUUACGUUUGAUCGUCCAUUUGAUAUCCUUGACAACAUGGAGGUUCUACAGAAAAUGGAUUUAAGCAAUAUGAUGUCAGAAGACGUGUCAUACAACGAACCAUCUACAUCGAACGGAUAUGAUGGAUAUUAGAGCAAGAUCUAUACCAAUUCAAUCCGAUUUAACUUCGCGCUGAUUGGUCCGAGAUAACGAAAAUGUGACGUACAUAGUGAAGGAUUCAGCGCGGAAUCCAACGCUUCAAAGCUGAAGUCAAUGAAAAAUCAGAUGAAAAAUCAGGGAUCCCGYGCGAUUGAAUUUWKAUUUUGUCGUAUUUUCUUUUCAUUUAUUUCACAAAUAACAAUUUAAAGUAACAAGAAUAGAAGCUCUUUUCAUAGAGAAACCAAAAAUGAUAUACAGGCUUUGUUACAAUAUCGCUGUUCUAUAAAAACGACCAAUAUUUGUUAGCGGAUUGAAAAGCUGAAUUCAAUGAAAAGUCAGGAAGCCCGCGCUUAA
Molecule: messenger RNA, 1050 nt
Organism: Exaiptasia diaphana
Lineage: Eukaryota; Metazoa; Cnidaria; Anthozoa; Actiniaria; Aiptasiidae
Product: transcription factor Dp-1
Exons: 7
Coding region: 7-690 (227 amino acids)
Biological process (GO): regulation of cell cycle; regulation of transcription by RNA polymerase II
Cellular component (GO): transcription regulator complex; nucleus
Molecular function (GO): RNA polymerase II transcription regulatory region sequence-specific DNA binding; DNA-binding transcription factor activity, RNA polymerase II-specific
Source: RefSeq, a predicted model, not a curated record